Arachis stenosperma is the source of this 915-nucleotide messenger RNA. RefSeq names its product disease resistance protein At4g27190-like. NCBI's taxonomy places the organism in Eukaryota, Viridiplantae, Streptophyta, Magnoliopsida, Fabales, Fabaceae. The record is from RefSeq and is a predicted model, not a curated record. Gene Ontology annotation, molecular function: ADP binding. Bases 1 to 915 code for a protein of 304 amino acids. The transcript has 3 exons.
AUGCUAUCAAAGAAUUGGCUCUCGAAGACACGUGAAGACGAGAAAAAUGGCCAUGAAAUUCUGCCACAUGUGGAAAAUUGGCUCCAAAUGGUUGAUGAACUUGAAGGCGAUUUAGGAAGAUUCAAAGAGGAUGAGACCAACAGGAACAAGAAGUGUCAUGGUGGAUGGUGUCCCAAUCUGAAAACUCGCUAUUCAUUUAGCAAGAAUGCCAAGAAGAAUGCUGCAAAGCUUGUGCAACUGAACGAGCAAAAACAUGAGGCCAUAUCCAUCUCUACACCUCCAUUGAAAUUUGCGGAACUCUUGGCAACAAAGGGCAUCAAAAGCUUUGAGUCUCGGAACGAGAUUGUAAGAGCUGUCAUUGAGAAACUCAAGGAAGAAGGCUCAGAGAAGCUUUUCCAUAAGAUCGCGACGGUGACUGUGUCUCAAAAUGUAAAUUACACAAAUGUCCAAGCUGAGAUUGCUAGUAGGCUUGACUUGACUUUUGCUGACAAGGACCCCAUGCUGGAAAGGGCGCAAAAUCUCCUUAACAGGAUAAACAAAAUCCCUGGAGUCUUGAUAGUGCUUGAUGAUGUUUGGACGGGGCUAGAUCUUGAUUCCAAUGGAAAUGAAGAUAUUGCCAAGCAGUGUGGUGGAUUACCCAUUGCUAUUAUGACUGUUGGAAAAACACUUCGUGGGAAAAGGGACAAGUAUGUUUGGGAGAGUGCACUUAAAGAUUUAAGAACAUCAUCGGCAUCUUUCUCAAAAGUGGAGAAGUGUAUCGAGCUGAGGUACACGCUGUUGGAUAAACGGAAUGCAAAGGAUCUCCUUUUUUGGUGUUGCUCAUUUCCUGAAGACACUGAUAUUCCUAUUAAGGCUCUUUUGAGGGAAGGAUGGGGUCUUGGAACAUUGUUUCAAGACAAAUAUUUCAUUGUAUGA